This is a messenger RNA of Elephantulus edwardii (Cape elephant shrew), 5880 nucleotides long. RefSeq names its product neuronal PAS domain-containing protein 3-like. Gene Ontology annotation, molecular function: DNA-binding transcription factor activity, RNA polymerase II-specific; protein dimerization activity; RNA polymerase II transcription regulatory region sequence-specific DNA binding. Gene Ontology annotation, biological process: regulation of transcription by RNA polymerase II. NCBI's taxonomy places the organism in Eukaryota, Metazoa, Chordata, Mammalia, Macroscelidea, Macroscelididae. The transcript is spliced from 12 exons. The record is from RefSeq and is a predicted model, not a curated record. The coding region runs from base 1 to 2784 and encodes 927 amino acids.
AUGGGGAGGGCCGGCGCCGCGGCCAAUGGCACCCCGCAGAACGUCCAGGGCAUCACCUCCUACCAGCAGCGAAUAACUGCACAGCAUCCUCUGCCCAACCAAUCAGAAUGUAGGAAAAUCUACAGAUAUGACGGAAUCUACUGUGAAUCUACCUACCAGAAUUUACAAGCUUUGCGAAAGGAGAAAUCCCGAGAUGCUGCUCGAUCCCGCCGGGGAAAAGAAAAUUUUGAGUUCUAUGAAUUGGCCAAGUUGUUGCCGCUUCCUGCAGCCAUCACCAGCCAGCUUGACAAGGCUUCCAUCAUUAGACUUACAAUUAGCUAUCUGAAAAUGAGGGACUUUGCUAACCAAGGGGACCCUCCUUGGAACUUGAGAAUGGAAGGCCCUCCACCUAACACAUCAGUAAAAGGUGCACAACGAAGGAGAAGUCCCAGUGCACUAGCCAUUGAAGUAUUUGAAGCACAUUUGGGAAGUCACAUUUUACAGUCCCUGGAUGGAUUUGUAUUUGCACUAAAUCAAGAAGGAAAAUUUUUGUACAUUUCCGAAACAGUCUCCAUCUACCUAGGCCUCUCACAAGUGGAGCUGACAGGAAGCAGUGUUUUUGACUAUGUGCACCCUGGGGACCACGUGGAGAUGGCAGAGCAGCUGGGCAUGAAGCUCCCACCUGGGCGAGGUCUGCUCUCACAGGGCACCGCUGAGGAUGGAGCCAGCUCAGCAUCUUCCUCCUCUCAGUCAGAGACCCCCGAGCCAGUGGAGUCAACGAGCCCCAGUCUGCUCACCACUGACAACACCCUUGAGCGUUCCUUUUUCAUCCGAAUGAAAUCUACUCUGACCAAACGCGGUGUGCACAUCAAAUCAUCAGGAUAUAAGGUGAUUCACAUUACAGGCCGACUCCGCCUGAGAGUGUCCCUCUCCCACGGGAGGACUGUCCCCAGCCAAAUCAUGGGUCUUGUGGUUGUGGCUCAUGCCCUGCCUCCCCCUACAAUCAACGAAGUCAGAAUCGACUGCCAUAUGUUCGUCACACGAGUAAAUAUGGACCUCAAUAUCAUUUACUGUGAAAAUAGGAUUAGUGAUUAUAUGGAUCUAACCCCUGUAGACAUUGUAGGGAAGAGAUGCUACCACUUUAUCCAUGCCGAAGACGUCGAAGGCAUCAGGCACAGUCACUUGGACCUGCUGAAUAAGGGUCAGUGUGUGACGAAGUAUUAUCGUUGGAUGCAGAAGAAUGGAGGAUAUAUUUGGAUACAGUCUAGUGCUACCAUAGCUAUUAAUGCCAAGAAUGCAAACGAGAAGAAUAUCAUCUGGGUGAAUUAUCUUCUUAGUAACCCUGAGUACAAGGACACCCCAAUGGACAUCGCACAGCUCCCACAUCUGCCAGAGAAAACAUCAGAAUCCUCAGAGACCUCUGACUCAGAAUCAGACUCGAAAGACACCUCAGGUAUUACAGAGGACAAUGAGAACUCCAAGUCUGAUGAAAAAGGUAACCAGUCUGAGAACAGCGAGGACCCAGAGCCAGACCGGAAGAAGUCUGGCAACGCGUGCGACAACGACAUGAACUGCAACGACGAUGGCCACAGCUCCAGCAACCCCGACAGCCGCGACAGCGACGACAGCUUCGAGCACUCGGACUUUGAGAACCCCAAGGCGUCCGAGGACGGCUUCAGCGGCCUGGGCCCCAUGCAGAUCAAGGUGGAGCGCUACGUGGAGAGCGAGUCGGACCUGCGGCUGCAGAACUGCGAGUCUCUCACGUCCGACAGCGCCAAGGACUCGGACAGCGCGGGCGAGGCGGGCGCACAGGCCUCCAGCAAGCACCAGAAGCGCAAGAAGAGGCGGAAACGGCAGAAAGGGGGCAGCGCCAGCCGCCGCCGGCUAUCCAGCGCCUCGAGCCCCGGCGGCCUGGAUGCGGGCCUGGUGGAGCCCCCGCGGCUGCUGUCGUCCCCCAACAGUGCCUCAGUGCUCAAGAUCAAGACGGAGAUCUCGGAACCCAUCAACUUCGACAAUGACAGCAGUAUCUGGAACUACCCGCCCAACCGGGAAAUCUCCAGGAACGAGUCUCCCUACAGCAUGACCAAGCCCCCCAGCUCCGAGCACUUCCCGUCCCCCCAGGGCAGCGGCGGCAGCGGCGGUGGGCUGCACGUGGCCAUCCCGGAUUCGGUCCUCACGCCACCGGGCACCGAUGGCGCAGCUGCGCGCAAGACUCAGUUCAGCUCCUCGGCCACCUCGGCCUUGGCGCCGGUCGCCACUGAUCCGCUGUCGCCCCCACUGUCGGCCUCCCCACGGGACAAGCACCCCGGGGGCAGCGGCGGCAGCGCGAGUGGCCCCAGCGCGUCCAACUCCUUGCUGUACACUGGGGACCUGGAGGCCCUGCAGAGGCUGCAGGCAGGCAACGUUGUGCUCCCGCUGGUGCACAGGGUGACAGGGACCCUGGCCGCCACCAGCACAGCCGCGCAGAGGGUCUACACUACAGGCACCAUACGCUACGCGCCGGCCGAGGUGACCCUGGCCAUGCAGGGCAACCUGCUGCCCAAUGCGCACGCUGUUAACUUCGUGGACGUUAACAGCCCGGGCUUUGGCCUCGACCCCAAGACGCCCAUGGAGAUGCUCUACCACCACGUGCACCGGCUCAACAUGUCAGGACCCUUUGGCAGCGCCGUGAGCGCAGCCAGCCUGACGCAGAUGCCCGCAGGCAACGUGUUCACCACGGCCGAGGGACUCUUCUCCACGCUGCCCUUCCCCGUCUACAGCAAUGGCAUCCAUGCGACACAGACUCUGGAGCGCAAGGAAGACUGAGGCCUGUGCGCAAAGCGCAGCGCGCAGUGGCAUCGUCAUGCUCGUGCUCUUCGGCGUGCUCGCCAUGACCUUUAACCCUAGCACUUUGAAUUCGAGCAGGUCAGCGUCUACUCUCCACACAACGGUCCCCACUCCCAUCCCCCUUUCCUUUCACUUGACGUCUUCUUUUGUGUAAAGAUAUGUUUAUUUUUUGCCUCCAGAGGGUCAGAUGACCAGUUGCCUGCCAUUUUGUCUUCUUCCAAGAUGUGUGUUGGGUUGGGCUGUUUUCUUCCCCCUCUUUCCUUUGCAUCUUUAUUAAGAUGUCUUUAAUGUGUAUAUGCCUCUGCCAUAGAAUACUCAGUCUUGUGGUCAAGAGAUUUUUUUUUCCCCAAGUGACAACCAUUGGGGGUUUUUUUCCUUCAUCAAGAUCUUGAUAUGAUCAAGAUUGAAAGAGACAAGUAUAAACAAUGUGCCCUGUUUGACUAAGUCAAAUGAAAUGGGGUGGUGUUUUGGUUUUGUUCCUAAUUACUUUAAAAAAAUUUAAAAAAAAUAGGGGGAUAGUAUUUUAGAAUUUUAUGCAGAAUUUAAUUCUCUUUUUAUGGUUAAGAUUUUAAGAUUUUCUUACUUGCACAUAAAAAUAAUUUGGGUUCUUAAACUUAAUUUCUGGCCUGUGACUAGAAUGUUUAAAAACACACAAAAAAAGUUGGACUAAAUGUUAAUUACUGAAACAUUAACUUAAUUUCUAAAACCAUGGUGCUAUCAUUUAUUAAUCUGUAAUGUCUUCAUACAAAAUGCAGCUCCCAGGCUGGGUUUUGGAAAAGAAUGUGUCCUGUCCUGGUCUGGAGUCCAUUGCUGCAGUCUCCUUGGUUAGUUAAGACAAAGCCCUCAUUAACGUUUGCUGCAGGACUUAAGAUUUUUUACCUCCCAACUAACAAACAUAGCCUCACAUUAAAUUUAAUGGGUCAGCCAAGCCCUUUUUAAAAGGGCUUUUGGAAAACUCAAACUGAUUUGAGGAGCAGUUUAGGUACAUACUGCCUUUUGUUGAGCUUUUUUUUUUUCUUUUUUCUUUUACUCAGUCUAACUGAGGCUAAUUUUGCAACUUCAGUAACACUUCAGAGCAAAAGAAGGAAAACUGUUUAACAUGUUUUGUGCAGGGUUUUUUGGGUUUCUUGCUUAAAAAAAAACAAAACACAAAAAGGAAGGUUGUAUUUUGGGGGGACUGAUUUGAUUUUCUUUUUCCCUUUGGUUCUCUUAUUUCUAGGUUGAAACCAAUAAGUUUUAAAACUAAAGAAUGGGUUAAUAAGCUUCAAAUAGAUAACUGCAACUGAAAACUGCACAUUAAGUAAAAAAGAAAAAAUAAAAAGGAAAAAAAAAUCCUAUUUUGUCUUUGUUGCCAGAAAUCAGUGUAGUGUCAAACACUCCAAAUGACUGUCAAGUAUAAAUUCUUCCUCUCCAUUUUUGGCAGCUGUUUGUUAAGGCAUCUAAUAACAGAUGUGAAAACUGUAAUGUGUACAAUGUGUACGUGUCCUUGGCUGUCAGUCCCAUUGCAGUUUCAAUGUGUGUUUCUAUAUGCAGUAUAUACUAAGCUAAUGUAGUUGUUUUGUCUUUUGUCUUCUCUGUGCUCUAUCUCUAGUCUGGAGUGGUACAGUCCCACUCCUGCAGUCCUAGUGAAUCAGUGAUACUUGGGGAUUAGUGGUUUUUGUGUGGUGGCCUUCCUCUGUAAUGUCACCCUAUGCUGCUUCUACUGUCUGUGAAUCUUCUGUUUUACUUUGGAAAAUUCCUGCUGUUGCUUUGCUGGUGUAUAUUCUCCCUACCUCUCCUUUCGCUCUCUCCCUUUCAAGUCUUCCCUUUCCCUCCUCUUCUUUCCUUCCUCUCGAAAAUCUUUUACAUUCUCAGAGAUAUAAAGACUCUUAACUAGCUCAAGGUUAAUGGAGCCAUUUUUUUUCACAAUGGAAUUCUGGGUAUGACUCUCUCUCUUGUGGAGUGCAACACAAAGCACUGAAGAAUAAUGCUCAGAACUAUUCAAUAAAAUGAUGCCAUAUAGCCUCAGUUGUUAACAUUCCCAGAGUCCCUUGUGCUCUACCUAUAAGCAGUGGGUGCUUUUCUUUGGUUUCCUUCCAGGUUGGCUGAUGGAGCAAUAUAUACAGCAAUUACUAGUGAGACAGAAAAUUAUUUCAAAGGUCAACCAACAUUUUUUUUAAAAAGGGGAGGGGGGAUGGAAUAUAGAAUUGUCAUAUAUUUGUUUAUGUGUGCAAAUGCUAAAUAUAGUAAAUGGCUGUCCUUUGAAUAUCACUGUGUUGAGUGGAUUCCUCUAGGACCUUUGAAUUCUAGGAGUUGGACCCAGACUACGGUGGAAUAAUAAGAAAUGCCACAAAUUUGAACAGUGAGCCUUCUUGAAGGAUUUAAGUAAGUUUAAAAGGUGAAGAAGGCCAGUAGAGAAAUUUAAAGAUUCAUUUUGGAAGCUCUACUCUAGCUAUCGAACAAUCAAAGGAAUGCACCUAUCAGCUACUAAGAACAGCUAGACAGCUGUUAGUUCUUUUUCUUUUAUAAAUGUUUCUGUGUUGUGUCAAAAUGAUUUCUGGUGAUUUAAACUAACAGAUAAUCACAGCUGCUGUCUAAAUCCAUAGUGUUUAAAAUUAUAAAAUGGAAAAACCCACAAAAAAAAACCCAAUUCAUUACCUGUGAAGACUGUGUGUGUGUGUGUUUUUAACGAUUUCUUGUACAAAUAUAUGAAAACUUUUAUGAGGAGACUGGUGCCAAGUAGCUGAAUAAUGGGGAAAGGGAUAUUCUGUUCGUAAAAAUCUUAGCAGUGUUACCAACUCUACAACAUAUAAAAAAAAAAUUAAAAUGUUACAAAGCGACAGCUAUGGUACAUUUGUUUUGUGUGAAGCUAACCGGACCUAACUCCCUGAGUGCCUGGCUUAUUUUGAAACAUUUCUUUUCAUUGACCAUUGAUAAUGCUGCAAAUCAGAAAUGUACAUACUUCAUUUACAACAGGGUUCUUUUUAUACUUUUGUAGAUUCUCAUACAUGUCACAUACAUGGUUGUCUUUAUGUAACUUAAUUUUUCAUCCGCAGGUGCCAUUUUCAUAAUAAACUUCUCUUGGAUUUGUUACUA